AGUAACGCCCAUCAACAGACCCUUUCAGCUCUUACAACACCAUCCCAACCUCUAUGGCUCUUGCCGAGUUUUAUCCCGCCGUCAGACAGGAGCCCCAGCAACUUUUUAGGAAUCCCUGAGAUGAACCUCAGUCUGCUAAGCUUCACUUGGGACAACCUAUGUGGGACUUGUCUCAUCAACCUUUUUAUCCUUACACACCACACGGGACGGCCUGAUGAGAAAAUACUGUGUAAACGUACCCUGCCGUAUAUGCUUCUCGAUGUUGUCUGCGUGUCCAAAAAACCGUCGCAAUCCGCGGAGGCUGUUUUCAGCCUGGAACUCCUUGCUGGUCAUCGCCGAUUACGCUACCUGUUGGGCAAGAGCAUGGGCUUAUUGAGAUGCAGCAACUGGAAGCUUCUUAAAGUGUCGCGCCUCGGUCCAUCCAUGCAAGGGAAAGGCAUGUGCUUGAAGUUGAGUACUAUGUAUAUCCGUCCCGUCACCCUCGGCGUGGGUUUUCCGUGCUUCCUGCAAUCGAGGAUUGUGAUCGUUUGGUCUCCAAAACUGGAUUCACCAACAACUCACGAGUCCAGCGCAAUAUGGGAGCGACUCCGACAUACUAUAUGUGUGUACGGAGUACGGUGCACAUGUAUCAGAGCUAUGGGAACCGCGUCCACAUCCUCCCUUGGACAGGACCAAUCAGCAUCCGUCAGCAUGGGUCGUUGAUGCUUGGGCGCGUACUCCACCCGUACCGCUUUUUCUCAAACCCAGGGCUUUCUCGAAUCGGGGGUCCACUGUGGUAUAUCUUCUGCAUUAACCGUAUCACGACGUUGGACCGGGAAUAUCCUUCCCCCUACACCACUGACCAACUCGGACACAGCUUCUGCACUCUGGUGCUUACCACAGGCACACAAAGACCAACAACCCGUGCCACAGUACGGAUUCCAUUAUUCUCACGCUUCUGCAGUCCUGUCCUCAGAACCUCCGCCCACACCUUGCA
Molecule: messenger RNA, 976 nt
Organism: Westerdykella ornata
Lineage: Eukaryota; Fungi; Ascomycota; Dothideomycetes; Pleosporales; Sporormiaceae
Exons: 1
Coding region: 121-702 (193 amino acids)
Source: RefSeq, a predicted model, not a curated record